Prorocentrum cordatum is the source of this 369-nucleotide messenger RNA. The record is from the annotation of a GenBank genome assembly. NCBI's taxonomy places the organism in Eukaryota, Dinophyceae, Prorocentrales, Prorocentraceae.
GGCUGGACUUUGGCUCGAGGGGGCGGUUGCAGGCGCUGCGCGAAGGAGGGUUCUGGUCGAAGCCGCGGCGCCAUGGGGAAGCUGCACACCAUCUCCCGCGGAUACCGCCACGGAACGCGCAAUGCGUUCUCGAAGAAGUGGAGGUGCAAGGGCGAGCCGGGCGUGAGCCGCCUGCUCGUCAACUUCAAGCGGGGGGACUUCGUGGAUAUCGUGGUGGACCCGUCCAUCCAGAAAGGCAUGCCUCACUCCUUCUUCAACGGCAAGACGGGCAUCGUCUUCAACGUCAACCGCAACGCUCUGGGCGUGGAGAUGACAAAGAUCGUGGGCAACCGGCAGCUGAAGAAGGACGAGUCCCGCCCGGCGGUGUAG